Molecule: messenger RNA, 597 nt
Organism: Phaedon cochleariae (mustard beetle)
Lineage: Eukaryota; Metazoa; Arthropoda; Insecta; Coleoptera; Chrysomelidae
Source: the annotation of a GenBank genome assembly
AUGUUUCAAUCCAUCAGUUAUGAUCAGAAUGGCAAGGAAUUGGAAUCAGUACGUGAUGUUGGUACUGUGAGCACUGUCAGAGGUUAUUUGUUCUACAGUGCCGAAGAUACGAAACAAUUGGCUAUAGCAGGAUGGACCUACCCCAAAAACGUUGAGGUCAUAAAUGCAGCAAGUUUGGCAUUCAGUAUGUUCAUCCCAUUGAAGCAUCUGCUGAAUAUUCUCAACGAUUAUGAAUGGGUCUCAUAUGGUAAACAUUCCAUUCGUUUGGUAAGAGCUGGAAACGAUAACAACUGCUUCAAAAUCACCGGAAAUGCUGUUGGCACCGCUGUUGUACCCACAAAAGUACAAUUGGGAAUCGAAAACGUGGAACUCAAAGUGAAAAGACUAUUUCCGAACGAUCAAAUCAAAUUGCAACUUUUGAAGGCAAUCAAAGCCGACACUCCCAUCCUGAUACCCUCCAGAAAAUGGGAAUUGCAUAUGUUGCCUUCUCUCACGACAGGCGCCACCAAUGAAAUAUGGGCCGACAACACAUCUCCGUUUCUCGAAAGUCCUAGAUAUUGCAUUGUUCGCUUUCGAACAGAUCAUGAUCUGACUUAA